This is a messenger RNA of Acanthamoeba castellanii str. Neff, 3033 nucleotides long. RefSeq names its product Rap/ran GTPase-activating protein. Bases 1 to 3033 code for a protein of 1010 amino acids. Gene Ontology annotation, biological process: regulation of small GTPase mediated signal transduction; activation of GTPase activity. NCBI's taxonomy places the organism in Eukaryota, Discosea, Longamoebia, Acanthamoebidae. The transcript has 24 exons. Gene Ontology annotation, molecular function: GTPase activator activity. The record is from RefSeq and is a predicted model, not a curated record.
AUGGAGAGCGUGGGCGCCUCGUUCACCCUCCCCAUGGAAAGCGAAGAGAUUAUGAGCACGGCCAUCGAGCUCUACCGACGAUGGCUGCUCGACUCCUCGAAGAGGCCAUCUCCCAUCAACUCCGAGCCGCAGUUCUUCAUUCGUCAAAUCCUGUGCCACUACUCGCUGUUGUUCGAGCCCCGGACCGCGCUUCCCGACUCUCUCGAUACCCAGGCCGCCCUGUGCAAGCGCGCACUCAACAUCUACCACGCGCUUGGACGCGAGAGUUCUGCGUUGGACGAGGAGACCUGGGAGAUCUUCCUUAAGCUCCUGCUGGGCAUCGCCGACUCGCUGCUCUCUCUGCCCGAGAGCGAGGAGGGCCUCACCAAGCGCCUCUGCUCCCACGUGCUCAAGGUGCUGUUCGAGUUGUGGCUCUACUCGUCAACGAGCGAGGCGGACAUGUGGGGCUCGCUGCUGCACCUGGUGCCGCGGUGGGUGCACCACCUGCCCACCAUCAACCAGUGGCUGGCCGUCUGCAAGGGCCUGACCGAGCGGGCCAUCUCCUUCAUGUACGGCCCCGAGGAAGGCCGCGAAUGCGUCCUCAUCCAACUGGAGGGAUCGAAGGAGAUCGUGACGAUGGACGGUCUGCAGGAGGAGCACGUCUUCUACGCCUGGCACCGCAUGCUGCAUGCGAUCGGAGACCCCAACAGCAUCGCUAACCCGCGCAUCCACCACGCCGCCUUCAAGGGCAUCGACACGCUCGUCGACCUCUUCCUCCAGGUGGGACGAAAGUCGGGAAAGGCCGAGCGGCAGGAACUGAAGCCGCCCGAGGGCAAUACCAUUCUUCACAUUUUCGGCAAUUGGCUGUUCGACGCGGCCAUGCAGCGGCGGGACGGCUUCGAGGAGGGAAGAGCCGUGGCGGUGAAGACGCUGUGCAACAUCUUCAGCACCUGCAAGUCGUCCCCCUUCAACACCGUCUACCUGUCCCGGUUCUACGCGUGCCUCUCACAGGUGCUGGGCGAGAGCACGGAGGUGAUGAUUGCGGGAUUGACCAAUGCGGGCAUCCUCUUCCCGUGUGAGCUCCCCGGCUUCCGCAUCCUCACCCCCGCCUUCGUCUACGCCCUCAACCGCGUGCUCCUGCGGCGACUCCACUUUGAGCAUGCCGGAGCGCAGGAAAAUGUGAGGCGCGAGUGUCUGCGCAUAUUGGGGUACUUGAUUUCGACGCCCAACCAUUUCAGCGACACCCCGUUCAGCCGGGCCACGCCCAAGCCGCCCGUCAUCAACACACCCGCCUCGCCCAAGGAAAGCACUGACAUGUCAGCGUUGGCUUCCUAUCAGGACACCUUGAGCGCCAAGCUGCCGGAGAUCAAGACCUUCCGGCAGGUGGACGACCACCUGGUGGUGCUGUUGGGCGAGUCGCUGGUCUACGAGACCGCCGGCGGCAACGUGCGGCCGCUGCUCUCGCUCUGCUACGCCUUCGCCCGCGAGACCCACCUCAAGCGACCCGACUUCACCCUCCACGUCAUCCACACCAUCGUGCAAAAAAUCACGCACGCCCAGUGGCUGACGGGGCACUGCGUGGACGCCUAUCGCGUGCUCGGCUUCUUCUCGGCCUUUUAUACCUUCCUGCCCGAUCCUGACGAGACGGCCAAUUUUGUGGUGAGCUCGCUUGCGAACAUGUUUGCCAGCGAGGCCAUCGGCGACCUCCUCACGCGGCUCGCCCCGUCUGAAUUCGAGAUCCACAUGAUGGAAGCGCUCGAAUGCAUCACGUGUUGGUUGAUGGUGGGCCCGCCUUGGAUCUACCAGUACCACAAGACCAAGGCCGCUGUCAUCAACGCCAUCAUGAGCGUCCUCCACAGCUCCUCCAAACCCGGGGAGAGGGAGCUUAAGACGUCGCUGGGGACGUCGGAGUCGGACCAGAGCCGGAAGGACCGGAAGACGAAGAAGCUCAUCAGCCGAAAGGGUCAGCGCGGACCACAGCAGGCCAAGGCGCCCAACGUCGCGCCCCUCCACCCGGCCCCCAAGCUUCGCGAACCCUCCCCUCGGCUGCGGGCACGUCGCCCUCCUCCCACGCCUCGUCCGCCUUCCCCUGUCGCACUCGUCUCACUUCGUGCCGAGGUGGCGGCGCACGCGCUGGCGACAAUGAUCAAUCACAUGGGCAACUACCCCAACCCGUCGGGCACCACCUGCCUGUCCACCCUUCUCAGCGAAGAGGACGUCCUCAAGUUGCUGCCGGAGGAGGUGGCGGCCAAGAUCGAUCCCGCCCAGUUCGUGCGCUACUUCAUCUCGGGCAGCACCAUCUACACGGUCAUCGACAGGCCCAACAGCGGAGACGGCUAUGUGACGCUGAUCGUACGCGAUCGCACGGGCAAGUACGCGUGGGACCUCCAAUCCGUCUCCCUCUCGCAGGAGGACGAGAAGCUGCUGGAGGGCGUUGUGCUGGCCCACCCCAAGGAGAUCUCACUCGAGCCCUACACCAUUCCCGUGCCCCCGAAGGGAGAGGCGGAUCUGCCCAACAUGGCCAAGUUCGUUGACAACAAGCGGAGCCUCUUUGUGAGCGCUCAGGCCAAGCAAACCGAGAAGGAAAAGAAAUAUCUGCGUAAGCACGAUUGGGGCCUGAAUGCGGACAUCCGGUGCUUCCCUGUGUGGGCCAGCCCGAGCCCGUACGCUGAGUCCGAGAGCAAGUUCAUCCAUGGCCGCAUGCUCCUCUCCCAGCUGGGCUUCCUGUCGCCCCAGCAGCGCUCCAACUUCCACCAGAUCGACCAAUCCCCGGCCUUCUUCCGCUCCCUCAAGAACCUCGACCGCACACCCGAGCGCGAGUGCAUCAGCGUGGGUGUGCUGUACCUGGGCAAGGGGCAGACCAAGAAGAAGGUGUGGGCCAACUCGGCCGAGCACGUCUCGCGUUCGCCCGCCUACCAGCGAUUCCUCGACGCCUCCGGGUGGACUGUGGACGUGGCGACGCAUCCAGGCUGGGUGGGCCAGCUGGACCGGACGGGCAAGACCGGCGCACGCACCCUGUACUACGCCGACUACAACAAGGAGGUGCGUGAUUGA